CAAGUUUCGAUGGUAACUUCAUUGACACCGAGCGCGGGGGGCUGUCACGUUCACACACCGGGUCGUAGGAGCCGCUUCAUAGCAGGAGACAGAAAAUAGAUAUUUCAUACUUCACUUUCCCCGUCCAACACCCGUGGAAAUGUUUAACAGUCUUCUCAGGGAAUUUGACGAGGACCCUUUCUUGUCCUCGUCAAGGGAUCCAUUCCAAGCACACAAUACCCGUGUACAACAGAUGAUGCGGAGUUUCUCAGAGCCCUUCGGUCGGGACUUCAUGCCCAGUCUGACUGGCGGGCGGUACAGGGGCCACGUAUCCGGGGGCCAACUCAACACUAGCAUGGUGCCACGGGAGGACCACAGGGACAUGGAGUCGAAGAAUCCAUUCAGUAUGUUGGACAGCAUGAUGUUCGGCGUGAGGAACAGGAUGGAGGACAUGCACAGAAACUUUGAGAACCUGUCCACAGACUCGAACGGCAACACCAACGCCCACUCAUUCAGCUCUUCCUCAGUGAUGACCUAUUCCAAGGUUGGAGACGAACCCCCCAAAGUGUUCCAGGCCUCCUCCCAGACACGGCGCGCCCCCGGCGGGAUUAAGGAGACUCGGCAGUCCCUGAAGGACUCAGAGAGUGGUCUGGAGAAGAUGUCCAUUGGACACCACAUCCAGGACCGAGGACACGUGCUGGAGAAAAAACACAACAAGAAGACAGGGGAACGGGAGCUCAACCAGGACUUCCAGAAUCUGGAUGAAUCCGAGGCGCAGUCCUUUGACGAAGAGUGGCAGCAAGAGGUGUCUAAAUUCCGACCAUUUGCCCCCAAGUCCAGUCUGGAGGCUCCCAAGCCUAAGGUGGUGCACCGGGCAGCCCUCACUGCCGCCACCGGCACCGACCAGGGACGUAGGGACAAAGCAAACCCAAAACCUGAAGGAAGGAAGAUACACAUUGAAGAUCUCAAAGUCAAAGGAUCAGGCAUGGUGAAGCAGUAGAAAUGUCUAGCAAAUAAAGCUACAUCAGGCAACAACUCUUUGAUGCUUUUACCUGUCUCCAAGACAAGUUUGGUUUCCAGGUAUUUUGUCUCACAGAAAAUCAGACAAUGACCCAGUUGUUAUGCUUUUUACCCUUUCAUUUUCACACUAACAAGUAAAGUAAAGAACACUUGUCAAGUCAGGCACUUAUUCUGUCAAAGUAGAUCCACACAAGCUUCUUCCAGAAAGCUCAGGACUCCUGUGGAAGUAGCAUUAAGACAGGCACACAUAAGCUACUAGCGAUUAUAUGUGAUAUAUGAUUUCAGAAUCAUGACAUGAGAGCAGACAUGUGUCACAUGUUAUAUCAUUGGGCAUCAGAUCAACAGCAAUGUUAUCUCAGAAAUACUAUCCUUCUGCUUUUGGAAAUGUCAUGUUCACAUUGUAUAGAUUGCAUCAAAAGGAAACAAACGUAUAUAUUUAUGCAGUUAGACAUUUGAAGUCCAUAAGUGCACUUAGACGUCAAACUUGUGUGCUUUUUAUGUGUAGUGGCCAUUGUUUUAUUAAUGUAUUUUACCUGCUGUAAUCUUUGUAAAAAAUGAUAAUACCCUUUUUAUAUUGUUAUUUGACAUGGGGUUCUCUUGUUUUUCACCAUGCUAUUAAUUUAUACCAUAAAACACAGAAUUUAUGGUUGGGAUGAAAGUGUCCGGUUCAUUCUAAAAUAUUCUUAUCAUGGUAUUCUUAUAGCUUGAACUCAUAAGAUCCUCAAUUUGAAAAAUAAAUAUUUCAUCUCAAAAGCAAA
Molecule: messenger RNA, 1757 nt
Organism: Salvelinus sp. IW2-2015
Lineage: Eukaryota; Metazoa; Chordata; Actinopteri; Salmoniformes; Salmonidae
Source: RefSeq, a predicted model, not a curated record